Molecule: messenger RNA, 986 nt
Organism: Durusdinium trenchii
Lineage: Eukaryota; Dinophyceae; Suessiales; Symbiodiniaceae
Source: the annotation of a GenBank genome assembly
CCAUGACGGAUCCUCCAGUGUCAUCUCAAGCGGCCACCAGCACAGCUCCUUGGCGAAAUUCAUCGACUUCAUCCUCGUCGCCCACGCCACAGACACCAUUGGAUGUAUGGAACCAUGCGCUUCAAGCAGUGGCUGCGCUGACUCCGGAAGCCCGUCAAGCCCUCACUUCGAUGCUCGUCUACUACGACUAUGCGGUACCUCCCCCAAUGGAAUACCGCCGAGAGGCCAUGCAGAUGUUCCAGAUGUUUCAAAUGUUUCAAAGUUUGCAAGGUGGCGGGUCGGGCGCAGGCUCACCAAGCGCAGGCAAUGGGGCAAACCUCCUCACCAACCUGCAGGUCUUUGGCAACAAAGGCAGCGUGACCAUGACACCAUCCCCUGCGAACAGAUUGACCACGGACCCGCCCGCCAGCCCCGCCAAAGCAGCAACCGUAGCUGCCCAUGGGGAGUCGCAGACUGAUUCACAGGAACAAUCGCCCAAAGGCUUGGAAUUGGUUCUGCCACUCACCAAACAGGUGAUUUCGCCAGAAGAGCAGCUUUCUUGGGUCAAGACAGCCACGGCGGAGAGGCAGGCUGCAAAGGAAGAAGCCAAACAGGCAGAAGCUGCAGCAGAGCAGCCUGAAAAGAAAGGGAAAGCACAGGCCAAAGGAAAGGCCAAGGCAAAGGGGAAAUCUGGCGCCAAAGCCAAGGCUUCCACGAAGAGACAAGCAGAGACUGAAGAAGUCUCUCGGCCUAAAGCCAAAGCAAAGGCAAGUGCUGACAGAAAGAUUUGGUCCAAGGAGGAUCCGCCGCCCGUGCCUGCUCCGAAGAGUGGAACGACGUGGUACCGGCGUGGGAAGAUUCACCGGAACUCGGGGGCUUUCAGGGUCUUUUUGAACGGCGGUGAUCGCUGUGACAAGAAAGUGAAGAUCCUGGACGAAGAGAAUUGCGGCGCUGAGUGGCAGCGAGCCUUGCAGUUAAUCGAUGAAGCGCCGGAGGAUGUGGAGUGA